GACGCAUUGCAGCGUCCACAUCCUCGCCGUCGAUCCCUCCGCUCUACGUACUGCCAUGGCGAGCCUCCGACCCCUCGCCAGACUGGCGCCGCGCGCCCAAUUCAUCCGUGCAGCGCCCAUCGCUCGCGUCACCGGACAGCUGCAAUCGACCCGCUCCGCAUCCACGACAGAGACCGGACCGAAAGAGCAGGCGUCGGAGGAGCUGAUCAUGCAGCCGGGCGAAGAUGUGAACAUGAACGGCAACUACCCCGACCCAUCCACUACAUCAGCCUUGCCAUUGAAGAGGCAAUUCCGCGAUCCAUACGCCGACUGGUGGGACCCUCAAGAACGUCGCAACUACGGCGAGCCGAUUCACGAAGACAACGACAUCCUCGGGAUCUUCACGACCGAAUCAUACACGCACUUCAAGCCCGGUUGGGGCGGUGUUCUGCUCGGCAGCUUCAUCGGCGCCGUCGGAGCGCUGUGCGUUGUGGUUGGCAUUUACUACCCAGACAAGCCGUCUGUGACGAGGACUUUUGAGGGUGGACUGGAGGCGGAGUUGGGAGGACCGAAGGCCGUGAGGGCGAGGAAGUCGGAUGAUGAUUGGGCGCCUUUGGACCGAUCGUGAAGCGGCGGAGGGCUGUAAAUAUGAGAUGGUUCUCUAUGUAUCGAGCGAAAGACGUUUCCAGA
Messenger RNA from Zymoseptoria tritici IPO323, 669 nucleotides. RefSeq lists its product as uncharacterized. The coding region runs from base 56 to 607 and encodes 183 amino acids. The record is from RefSeq and is a predicted model, not a curated record. The transcript is spliced from 4 exons. NCBI's taxonomy places the organism in Eukaryota, Fungi, Ascomycota, Dothideomycetes, Mycosphaerellales, Mycosphaerellaceae. Gene Ontology annotation, cellular component: mitochondrion.